AUGCUACGUUAUGCUAGUACAAUACGUGCUUACGAUUGGUAUCAGCCAGAGUGGAGACAUCUCUACACCGAUGAUGAUCCUGAGUACGUAAAAAGCAAGCAGCUCAGAGACGUAGAGCGCAAGGAGCCGCCGAUUGUGGAUCCUUGGUAUUGCAAACAGCCGCGAAAUGCCCGCGGGAAUUAUAGACAAAAAGAUUUCCGCGGUAUGAAGGACCGCGAACGUGGUGGUGAUAGGGUUGACAAGCACGGUGGCAGACACCAUAUGUACCACAGAAAUUCACGUCCUUAUUAA
Cotesia congregata is the source of this 291-nucleotide messenger RNA. Lineage: Eukaryota; Metazoa; Arthropoda; Insecta; Hymenoptera; Braconidae. The record is from the annotation of a GenBank genome assembly.